AAACGACAGCAGUUCAGUCGACAAAGAGCAAGCUCAGCAAUUGGAUAACCCCUCAACUUAAGCAAGGAAUCUCCCAUAAUGAAGUUCUUCGUGUGCAUCUUGGCUUUGGUGGGCGUGGCUUCAGCUGGUCUUCUGCCUCAUUUGGACAGCCAUCAUGGCUACCACCAUGAGGAACUGCCUCAUCUGCUGGACGCCGAGAUCCACCAUUCGGAUGGCAUCCAUCUGGGACACAGUGCGGCAAUUGUGCACGAUGACCACCAUCUGAACCACCACCUGGAUCACCAUUUGGAUCAUCAUUUGGUGGAGUCGUUGCCAACCACAGUGUACCACCAUGAGCCGCACCACUACCACUACGCCCGUCUGCAUGCCGCUCCGGUGGUCCAUCAUCACCACCAUGACACCCAUGCCGCCGUGGUGCAUCACAACGUGGUUCCCGCCCACUUCGACACCCACACCCAUUCGAACCUUCUGUCCUUUGCCAAACAUGCCCUGCACGGAAAGUACGGAAAGGUCAGGAUCACCGAGACCCAUUAUUGAGAGAUUCCAAAACCAUCCAUUGUCCAUUAAACUUCUGACUAGCCAAAACGCUCUUUUAAUGUAAUUUAUUAAGUUAGUUUUACGAAAAUAACUCGAAUAAACGGGUGACCA
Molecule: messenger RNA, 648 nt
Organism: Drosophila gunungcola (fruit fly)
Lineage: Eukaryota; Metazoa; Arthropoda; Insecta; Diptera; Drosophilidae
Product: histidine-rich glycoprotein
Exons: 2
Coding region: 79-537 (152 amino acids)
Source: RefSeq, a predicted model, not a curated record